Messenger RNA from Aspergillus mulundensis, 1908 nucleotides. RefSeq lists its product as uncharacterized. Gene Ontology annotation, biological process: positive regulation of transcription by RNA polymerase II. The transcript has 3 exons. Bases 1 to 1908 code for a protein of 635 amino acids. The record is from RefSeq and is a predicted model, not a curated record. Lineage: Eukaryota; Fungi; Ascomycota; Eurotiomycetes; Eurotiales; Aspergillaceae. Gene Ontology annotation, molecular function: DNA-binding transcription factor activity, RNA polymerase II-specific; sequence-specific DNA binding; zinc ion binding. Gene Ontology annotation, cellular component: nucleus.
AUGGACCAACGAACUAGGCUACAGAAGGCCUGCGAUGCCUGCAGCAUCAGAAAGGUGAAGUGCGACACCAGCGGUCCCCCCUGUCGGUCAUGCGCGAGCCUGAGCAUUCCAUGCACUUAUGAGCGGCCAACGCGACGCCGUGGCCCACCAAAUCGCCAUGCUGAAGCUUUCAAGAAGCAGAAGCUCGGGGAGACACCCUACGCUGGCUCAAAUUCGCCUUCCCCGGACCAAUCUACACAAUUAUCCCCCUCGUUGUCGGGGGUUGGCCUUUCGGCCACGGCCACCUCAAGUGCACUAUCGCUGGAAUCGAUCUGCUCUCUGCCCACCAUCCUGCUACUCAUUGACGACUACUUCACAUACAUACACCCCCUGAUCCCAGUUCCCCAUGAGCCGACAUAUCGCGCUGCCCUUGAGCGGAGAGAGGAUCUUACGCAUAGUACCUUCUUAGCGAUGACCGCCGGUAUGAUCGGCGCACUUGUCGCAUCGUUUCCACGAAGACCUAAAAUGCAUAUGAAACCGGAGGAGAGGUCGGCAUUCCCGCAUUCUACGGCCCUGGUCAAGAGAUGCCGUGAUAUAGCUGUUCAAGCGCGGGGAGCGGGAUACCUCGACCGCAACGCUACUGUAUACGACGCCGCUACUAGCUAUUUUCUUGGUCUGUGCUCGGGAUAUAUCUGGAAUGUUCGGUCAUGUAGAGUCUACCUUGCAGAAUGCUUGACCAUGAUCCAUGUGUAUAAUCUCUGUACCCUGCCUCAAUCUCGCGUCCCGCCUCCAGGCCCAACGAGCCCGGCUUCUACGUCAUCAUUUCAUUCACAAGAAACUGAAGCCCCGGUCAGUAUUCUUGAAGUGGAGCUUGGGCGCCGUCUAUUCUAUACGACACUGGUCGGGUAUCGAACCUUGCAGCAAAUGGGAUCUCACGAUUCAGCAAUCCAUGUUCCUCCCGAAACACCGACAGAACGCUAUCCCCCGCUACCUUUAGAGGUAGACGAUGAAUACAUCUUUCCAACUCACAUGGAACAGCAGCCAGCUCAUAAGGUUUCCCGCCUAGUGGGCUUCAAUGCCAACGUGCGCGUAUACAGUUCCUAUAAUCCCAUAUCAGCCUGGGAAACAGCUUUUGGUGCAGGCCAACUUUUUGACUGGGACCGACAAAGGGUCGUGAUAUACGAAUGCUUACAGAAAAGCAAAUUGGCCCUAGCAAAUGUUCCAAAGGAGCUGUCCUUAUUCAUACCUGGGGGCGCACCGCUAGAUCAGGAGGAUGUCAAGAUGACGAUUGGCCACGAAGACGCGGGCGCCUCGACGCGCCGCCAUAUACAAUAUGAGAUACAAAAGGCCAAUAUAUAUGCUAGCCAGCUUGCAACUCGCUCGUACCUGGUCGAGAAGUACUGGAGCCUGCACGAAGCCUGGAAAAUGUACCAAACCCAAAGCCGCCAGCCUACACCUAUCAAUUCCCCAGUAGGGAGCAAUGGCAUCAACCCAAACGACCACAUCAGCAAUAUCAUGGUCGAGGAACGGCAGCUUGUGAUCCGAGACCUUUUUGUCCUUUUACAAUCUGUCAACGAAAUUAACAUGGAGCCUAACGGCGCAAGCGUGACAUCCAAGAUUCGCCAGAUUGCAUCUACCUUGUUGGACUUGUCUAAAUCGCAAAUGACAACUACUCCCGUCACAAGCGGGCCACAAACGCUCACCAAAGCGGAAGCGGAGGCGUAUUUGUCUGCUUUUAUAGACACGCUGGUCCGCUUAGAAGGUCUUGGUCCGAGUUCAAAAGCGCCGUCUAGUCCCCAAACACAGGGGCGGGCAAUGAGCUAUCUCAGUGAUCAUGAUCGCGAUGAAGAAGAAUUGCGUCAGUGGGCCAGUCUGAAGGCAUACCAGGCCAAGUUCGCCGAAGCAGGAGGCCUCUUAUCUGAAAUAUGA